AUGGAAAGUGAUAGCAGUUCAAGCCAGACGACAGUGUGGGCCACUGUCAGUCAGCAGCAACAGCAACAGCAGCAGCAGCAGCAAGUGCAACAACAACCACCACAACAACAACAACAACAAGAACAAGAACAGCAGCAAGUCCAGCCUGCUCAAUUUGUGGCUGCUACCCCGUCCAGCAGUGGUAACUUCACAGUAACCACUAGCCAGCAGGCUUUACCAAUCUUAGCAGCAUCACAGCCUGCUGCUGCAGCAUCUGGUUCAACUACUUUCUCAGCACAGUACGUCGAUUUUCGACACCCACAGUUCACUACCUACCACAUUAAUAUUCCCCAAUCUGAACUUUACCAGCCUGCUCAGUCAAGUUAUGAGCGAAUCUCACCUGUUGAUGAGUUCCGUACAGGGGAAGUUGUCUCUGGUAAUGAAGCCAUAGCCACAUAUUCUGCUCUGCAGACUGCCGAUGGGACCCAGCUUAUAGCUGCUCCAACAGUAGACAGUACCACAUUACAUGCUCAGGGCAUUCAAGUACAUCAUGUCAUGUUAGAAGAUCAACUGUUAACAAUUUCUCAACAUGAGGCAGCCAUUAUUCCAGUGACUCAUCAUCAACAGAUUGAAGCAAUGAGUGUAAGUGGCGAACCAGAUACAACACAAGAGGACAGUCAAGAUUUCAACACAGUGCAAGUUGGUUCUGGUGUAACAUUCAGCUCUGAUAGUGACAUUGGAGACACAACUGAUGCCAAUGGUUUGCAUUCUACAAUGCCCAGCUGCAGUUCUUCUAGUAAUGGAAUCAGUACUACCACCCGAGACGUGCUGCAUGUUACACCUGGUCCAUCUGUUAGCAGCGCACAGCUUGCCUCAUCAACUGUCGAUAGUGUUAUGGCCAGUGAUGUUGAGGUCAGUGCUGCUAGGGCUGUUCUUCACAGUGUUGGGCCCUCCCAGGCUUGUGCAAUGGAUUCCACAGGUCAACAGGAGCAUCAACAACAACAACAACAACAACCACCACCACCACCACCACCACCAGCACAACCAUUAGAAUCUAUAAGUGUGGUUGACAGUUCAGGAGCAGUUGACCAUGAAAUACAAGAUGAUCCACAUGUUGUAUUGGCUAAUGGAUUGGGUGGGCUGGAACCUGGUUCCAGUUCUUGUACAAGUCCUGGUAGCAGUAAUAGUAUCAACAGUAUGGAUGAGGAGAAAGAAAAUGUGCCACAGUCAAGUCGACAGCUUCGAAAAUCAAAUCGAAUUGCUAAUAUGGAAGUUGAAUCUACCUGGUCAAACAGACGUCGACGACAUUACCAACCCAAAGAAUAUAACCCAAAUGAAUUAUGGUGUGAAGAAUGCAUGACCACUUAUAUAAGUGAGUGUCCUGAACAUCGGUUACAAAUUGUUCCUGAUAAGGUUGUUCUGUCUCGAGCAUGGUCCAGUUUACCUUCCAUUUUGCAAAUCUUUCGUCUUGGAGAAAGUACUGAAAUCUUGACAACUGAACAUUUGUCUUGUAACCAAGAACUUGGGGUUUUUGCCAAGCGAUAUAUUUCCAAAUCAACUCAGUUUGGACCUUUCAUUGGAGAGCCAGUGGCCAGCCAGAAUAUGUUAGAAGAUAGCAAAUUUAUCUUAAUGCUGGAGAAAGAAAAUAAUGAAUACUACUACUUUAAGACGUCUGAUGAGAACAAAUGCAAUUGGAUGAUGUUUGUUCGUCCUGCAGAGAACUUUGCUGAGCAGAAUCUUGUGGCCUACCAACAUGGGCAGGAUAUUUUCUUUACUGUCUCCAAGAAUAUUGAACCAAAACAAGAACUCAAGGUGUGGUAUGCAUGUAAUUAUGCUGAGCGUAUUGGUGUACAAGUUCUGGAUAUUACAGAUGAGGACAUAGAAGCCCUGAAUGAACAGGAGUGUGAGUGGCCAUGUUAUGAAUGCAACAAGCGUUUCAAAACCUCAGCUUCUCUUCAGAAGCAUUUGGUUGUCCAUGAAGAAAGCUUAUCCCGGCAACAAGAGGAAGAGUUUGGUAUUCAUGGUGAUAUGAAUAUUCGAAAAAACAAGAGAAAAAACUUUUCACAACCUGGAUCUUCUAUCAGAAAGAGGAGGCGACAUCCUAAAGCUGCUAGUAUUAAUGGAGAAAUGUCUGGUUUUCAAUGGAAAAAGAAGAGCUCUACAUUUUAUUUAAACAAAACUCUAAAGAAAUAUCAUCGUAGACCAGACCAUGAUGCACUUCGUCGCAGAACACUCAAGUCUUUGUAUCGAAAGAAAGGCAAAGAGACUGGUGGCAAUGAAUGGGUGUGCACCCAUUGUGAUCUGACAUUUGAUAACUCAAAUCUGCUGAAUUUGCACACACUUACCCAUGCUGCUGAAGAUGUGGGGCUGGAUGAAGUGAAACGAUUGGCAUGUGAUCCGAAUGAUAAUAAAAGUGCAGUGGUAGCCACAGCUCUCCAACUGCAAAAGAUGGCAAGUGUUGGCGGUGGUAGUUUGAACUUUGAGGAGUCAGACACGAUCCUCACUCUGGAUGAGAAUAUGCUGACUUGUCCUGUCUGCUAUGGCCCGUUUCAAAAUCAGCAUGAUCUGAUAGAACAUGCCAGUGUCCAUGGCAAGACCAAACGAAAGCUUGUCCUCAACCCUGAACGCCCACACAAAUGUGAAAAGUGCUGGAAGGCUUUUGGAAGUCAUGAACGCCUUCAGAAACAUCUUUUGUGUCACGGGGAUGAAAGUGCCAAACCUCUACAGUGUCAGGUUUGUUACAAGCGUUUCAUGAACAACUCUGCCCUCUCAUGUCACAUGAAAACACACAGUGACAGAAAAUAUUACGAGUGUCCUCUGUGUCGCUGUGACUUUGAUCAGGUCACAUUGCUGAAGAGUCAUGUCACCCAGCAUGAGCAGUCCAAUGGGAAAUACAUGUGCCCCAGUUGUAAACGAGAAUUUGAAGACUUUGUCACAAUUCGAAAACACAUGCGAGCUUUCCACUCUGAGAAAAAAUAUCCCUGUCCACAAUGUGAGAAGAUAUUUCCCCGCCCAGACAAACUCAAAUUGCACAUGUUACGUCAUUCUUCACAUCGUGAAUUUAUGUGUGAAAACUGUGGUCGCCAGUUCAAACGCAAGGACAAGCUUAAAGAACACAUAAAGCGCAUGCACUCUGCUGAACGUGAGGCACGGCUGGCAUGCAAAGAAGAGAAACCAGUUAAUCAUAAAAAGUUCAUCCCUAAAGUCUCUCCUAAUGACUAUCAUCGAUUUAUUUAUAAAUGCCACACAUGUCUACUUGGCUUUAAAAGACGAGGCAUGCUUGUCAACCAUCUGGCCAAGAGACACCCUGAUAUAAAACCAGAAACAGUCCCAGAGCUUAAUCUUCCAAUAUUAAAGACACAACGAGACUAUUACUGUCAGUACUGUGAGAAAGUGUACAAAUCUAGUUCAAAACGGAAAUCUCAUAUUUUGAAGAAUCAUCCUGGGUCUGAGCUGCCUAUGAGCAGUCGGCGGCGAUCCACUAUCCAAGAGAUUCCAGGCCUCCCCAACCCUACCUACUCACAAAUGGUUGGUAGCAUUACCACUAUGCCCCACUCAUGUAACUUCUGUCACAAACAGUACGCCAGUAAGGCAAAACUUAUGCAACAUCAGCGUAAAAAACAUCCAGAAAUGGUGCCUCCAUCCUUGAUUGUACGAAGAGUGAAAGAAGAAAGAAUGACUGUCGGUAUAUCUGAUGAUUCCCAUGGUGGUGUUGGGGAUGAUGAGUAUGAUGUUACACCUGGACAACCCCAGGCUGUAACUGAUCCUUAUCAACAGGCAGAUCUGCUCACACAGGCUAUGUCAGAGCUGACCCAGUCACUAGAAUACCGUCCAACUGGUGACUUCACUGUCACUCGGGUCGCCAACACACCGACCCCUACUGGACAGCCAACUAUGGUACAGAUCCAGGCUACACCUUUAGCAGCAGUGCCUGGCCAGCACACAACCAUUGAACUUAGCCAUCUUGGCCAGAACCUUGUCCAUACACAGUUUGCUACAGUCAAUCCACAAGAGCAAGCAAUAGUUGCAACUGCAAAUCAAGAGACUCCCCAGUCACUGAGUCCAUCACAACAAACAAUUAACACCCAGGCGGCGACUGUCCCUGUUACUCUCUCUGGGAAUACAAUCACUCUUGCACGGACAUGGCCUAACUUGAGCUUCCUUUCUUUUCUUUUUCUCUCCCAUUUAUUCCCUUCCUCUUUCCCAUUGCCCCCCACUGCUCAAUCUCCAUCCCAUUCAUAUCUCUCUCUCUUUACCUCCAUUCAUCUUACCCUCUGCUAUUUAUUUGGCUUCUUUUAUCUUUUUAUCCAUAUUCUUUCUCCUUCUCUUCACAUUUUACUUUCUAUUUUAGAUAAUUCCUUUUUAUUUCUUCAACCACUUUCUCUAUCACUGAAUAUAUUGUAUUUUCCUUGCUACCCACUAACCUCUUAA
Messenger RNA from Acanthosepion pharaonis, 4410 nucleotides. NCBI's taxonomy places the organism in Eukaryota, Metazoa, Mollusca, Cephalopoda, Sepiida, Sepiidae. The record is from the annotation of a GenBank genome assembly.